AUGAAGACUAUAGAUACAAGUUCUAUACUUUCACUGUUAAAUCAGGCUAAAUCUGAAUAUGAGAAAAAUAAUAGUGAAAAUUCUCACUUAACCUAUAUGAUAUUAAGAUUAAAAAUUUUACUAACCCAAUUACCAAGUCUACAAUCUUGUUCUGAAGAAGUUGAUCAGACUGAAUUAUUAUUAGCAAGGGAUGUACUAGAGUUAGCAACAUUUAUUAGCAUCAAACAAAAAGACAUUGGAGCUUUUGAACGUAAUGUGAUGGAAUUAUUUAUUUUCUAUAAUGAUUAUAGGGAGAUAAUCUCACCCUCUAAAAAUGAAAGUGUAAUCCGUGGUAUAUAUUUAGUACAUUUGUUAAGUUGUGAUCGUAUUGGAGAGUUUCAUAUAGCAUUAGAACGUAUCCCUCUUAAAGAUAGGGGAAAUCAGUAUAUAAGUUAUUCAAUUGAAUUGGAACAUUAUCUUACUGAUGGAAACUACAAUAAAAUCAUGGAGAUACGUAAUAAAAUACCACUUUCUGAGUAUUCAUUUUUUAUAGAUAAACUUGUUGAUACUUGCCGUGGGAAAGUAGCUAAAUGUAUUGAGCAGAGCUAUGAAAAAAUCAGUCUAGGUAAAUUGCAAAAUAUGAUGAAGUUCACAGAUACUGAUGAUCUAAUUAGAUUUAUUAAUGAUAUGUCAUCAGUUGACUUUGAAGAUAUAAAGGUAUCUGAUACUGAUACAUUAGAAAAGAGGAUUAAAUGGGAUCUUAUUGGAGAUACUGUUAUAUUCACCUCUGUAGAUCAACCUACCAACAAUACGACUCUAGAUCUAAUACAAAAUAGUCUUGGUUAUGCUAUCGAACUAGAAAGAAUAAUCUAG
Molecule: messenger RNA, 852 nt
Organism: Cryptosporidium muris RN66
Lineage: Eukaryota; Apicomplexa; Conoidasida; Eucoccidiorida; Cryptosporidiidae
Product: SAC3/GANP family protein
Exons: 3
Coding region: 1-852 (283 amino acids)
Biological process (GO): proteasome-mediated ubiquitin-dependent protein catabolic process
Cellular component (GO): cytosol; proteasome regulatory particle; nucleus
Source: RefSeq, a predicted model, not a curated record